GCCGACAUUAAACACCACCGAAGAAGAGCUCUGCCGUGAACAGUUGUCUUCCUGCAGCUUCCUAGCGGGCAGGUGUCAGUUUACCUGAGGAGAACACCUGAGGACCUGGAGGAGCAGAGGCUGAAACAUCAACAUUUAACCCUCUCAGCUGAGUUUAUGAAGCUCAAAGGAUCUCUGUAAACAAGCUAACAUAGCAAGCUAGCAGGUUAGCUAGCUGGUUAACCGCCUCCUACGUCACGAGGUGAAAACCCGCAUCAGAGGCGGUUUAUUAAGGGGUUAAAGGUGUUUAAGGUUCCUCUCACCUGUCAGCGUGUUCAGAACCGACCCGGGACAGGUCCAGGAUGAACGUGGCUAAGAGCGGGUACCGAGUGUUCUCUGCUAACUCCUCCGCAGCGUGUACGGAGCUGGCCAAGAAGAUCACUGAACGGCUGGGUGUUGAGCUGGGGAAGUCUGUGGUGUUCCAGGAGUCCAACAGAGAAACACGAGUGGAUGUGAAAGAAUCAGUGCGUGGACAGACGAUCUUCAUCAUCCAGACCAUACCACGAGAUGUGAACACAGCCAUCAUGGAGCUGCUGGUGAUGGCGUACGCCCUCAAAACGUCCUGUGCGAAGAACAUCAUCGGCGUCAUCCCUUACUUCCCGUACAGCAAACAGUGCAAGAUGAGGAAGAGGGGCUCCAUAGUGUGCAAGCUGCUGGCUUCGAUGCUGGCUCGAGCCGGGUUAACACACAUCAUCACCAUGGACCUGCACCAGAAGGAGAUCCAGGGCUUCUUUAGCUUCCCCGUGGACAACCUGCGUGCAUCCCCUUUCUUGAUCCAGUACAUCCAGGAGGAGAUUCCUGAUUAUAGAAACGCCGUCAUCGUGGCAAAGUCUCCGUCAGCGGCUAAGAGGGCUCAGUCGUACGCCGAGCGCCUGCGUUUGGGUCUGGCUGUGAUUCACGGCGAGGCUCAGUGUUCAGAGUCCGACAUGGCUGACGGACGACACUCCCCGCCGUGCGUACGCAACACCACCGGACACACCGGCCUGGAGCUGCCGUUGAUGAUGGCCAAGGAGAAACCUCCGAUCACUGUGGUCGGAGACGUGGGAGGAAGGAUUGCAAUCAUUGUGGACGACAUCAUUGACGAUGUCGGAGACUUUGUUGCAGCCGCAGAGAUCCUGAAGGAGAGAGGCGCUUAUAAAAUCUACAUCAUGGCGACGCACGGCUUACUGUCCGCCGACGCUCCCCGUCUCAUAGAGGAGUCUGCCAUCGACGUGGUGGUGGUAACAAACACAGUCCCCCACGAAGUCCAGAAGCUCCAGUGCCCCAAAAUCAAGACCGUGGACGUCAGCAUGAUUCUAGCCGAAGCCAUCCGCCGCAUCCACAACGGAGAGUCCAUGGCUUAUCUGUUCCGCAACAUCACCACAGACGACUAGAGAGGGAGAGAGAGAGAGAGAGGGAGAGAGAGAGAGGGAUGAGACUCUUCACCGCCUCCAGGGACUCGGGGUCGUCCACGGCGUACACCAGGGCGAAGGCGUCGCUGUUCUGGAUGGAGAGUUUGCGCAUGGCGGGGAAGGAGUAGCUGCCGCUCGUGUCCAUGAUGUUGAUGGUGACUUUGACGCCGCCGACCUUGAACUCCUUCCUGUGGAGCUCCUCCACCGUGCGCCGGUGCUUUGGCUCAAAAGUGUCUUUGAGGAAGCGCUGGAUGAGGGCGGUCUUCCCCACGCCAGCUGCUCCCAGAAACACCAGACGCACCUCUGUCUUCUCCUUUGCUUCAAACGACAUCCUGCUGCUCAUCUCUUCUCGUCUUCUUCAAACUCUUCUUUCUUUCUUCUCUCUGUGUCAGUGUUUCCUCCUCUCAGAGAUUCUCAGGGUCUGUUACGGAGCUGACAGCCACGGUGUGUGAGGAUCUCUGUCAGGCUGCACGCUGUAUUUAUGUACCCAGCUGUGUCUUCCCCCUCUUGUGCUCAGCCAAUCAGGAGCAGGCUGUUUGUCCCUGAGCCUCUUUGAACUUGCAGAAGCAAGAAAAUCAAACAAAGUGAGAGACACAGAAGAGUUUCUUUUCUCUCUUUGUGCAAAACAAACUUUUCAGAAAAUCCUCCCUUAUUAACCCGCAUUUCAGACUCUCCUAUCUUUGUUUGCCGUGCAACAAAAGGUUUGCUUUGAACAGAAAAACACAGGAGAUAACUUUCCAGGUUGCAUUUAAAAUUGAAUGCAUUUCUUUAAGGUUUAAAUCCCUGCACCACUCUCUUCAUUUCUGAUAGAUUCACAGAUAAACCGUCUUGAUGGCAAAGUAAUUCAACUUACAGUGACGAAACUGCAUUAUUAAAAACUGAUUGAAGCCACAAAAUCUUAAGAAAAUCCUCCUUUAACUAAAAUGAUGGAAGUUAUUUAUAUUUAACCCUUUAAUGUGCAGAAAUCUGAAGAGUAUCAGGUAGUUUUGAUUGCGAACACAAACUUCUUCCUCCACCAGGAACAUUUUUCUUUGCAUGAAAGACACACGACUGUAACUUUCAUUAUUUAUCAUCUUUAAUGAUCUUAAUGCUCUGAACUUCGUCCACCUGAAGAUGAAGAUCAGGUGUAAUGAUUGGAAGCUCCUGCUCUGAAGAUGCUAAAGAAACUAGCAGAGGGGAAAUCUGCUCUCAGAUUUUUAUAUCACUUAGGGCCUGUUUCCACUUGCAGUGUUUUUUUGCACUGGUACCUCAAUUUCAGAGCGUCUCUCACAAGUCGUCUCACGGCACUCCCUCUCCUCUCACCGCUUCAAAAUGUUCUGAAUGCUUCAUAAACUUAUAAAAGGAAACUUUGCAAAGCAGAUGAUGGUGUGCAUGCAGCCUGUUAGAGUCGCUCCUCUUCUUUCUGAUUUUUCUUCUUUCUUCAUCAAACUUCCUCUGAUUUUUCUCUGGCAGUUUCAUGACGUUGUGACCUCUUUUGGCCUUCUGUUGGUGAGAGUUGUGGACUCUUGCCGGGCGACCCCUGCUUUGUUUUUGUUUUUACUUCAUGCUCAGCUGGUUGAGCUGAAGCCGACCGGCUCAUCUGCAUUUAUUUACCACAUAGCUUAUUACUGUAUUUGUAUAACUUAUUGUGUAUAGGAGCAACUGUAAAGACUGAAUUUCCUCCCCUGGGAUAAAUAAAGUAUUUAUGAUUCUGAUUCU
Notolabrus celidotus (New Zealand spotty) is the source of this 3128-nucleotide messenger RNA. Its product is annotated as phosphoribosyl pyrophosphate synthase-associated protein 1. The record is from RefSeq and is a predicted model, not a curated record. Gene Ontology annotation, molecular function: magnesium ion binding; ribose phosphate diphosphokinase activity. Gene Ontology annotation, biological process: purine nucleotide biosynthetic process; 5-phosphoribose 1-diphosphate biosynthetic process. The transcript has 11 exons. Lineage: Eukaryota; Metazoa; Chordata; Actinopteri; Labriformes; Labridae. Bases 342 to 1412 code for a protein of 356 amino acids. Gene Ontology annotation, cellular component: cytoplasm; ribose phosphate diphosphokinase complex.